GUCUGUCACUGUCAGAAGUGUCAAAUGAGCGCGAUUCGCGAUUCCCGUUUCUGUUAUUGUUUUUAAUUAUAAAUAUAAUACAUUUAUUUAUUCAAUUUACAGUUUUUACAUUAGGAACGACUGAGAAUUUACCAUAUUUCUGUUCUACAACUAAUUGGAAGUAUCACCUAAGAAGCACGUGGUUCCGUGCCACAAGAAGGCUGGUACCACCGCAGUCCGCCGUUCAACUUUUUAGAACCAGCUUGUUUGAUCAAGUACUUCGUUCGAGGUGGGCUGUCGAGGCAGAGCUGUCGUCGUGAUGAAUCGUGCUUAGUUUGUGGUUACAGUGAAAGUAUCUAUUACCUGCCGUAGAAGAAUUUCAUUUCACCAUCCGAUAAAUAGUUUUUAGUUAGUUGAAGUAUUAAAAGGGAAUGGCAAUGGUUGGCGCAAAGGAUAAUAAAAGAAUGUCAACCCUCCUAAAAUGGGCCCAAAAUACUCAAGGUAAAUUCAAUGGAAAAACCACCAACGGUACAACUAACGGUGAGAGAAAAUGGAUCCAUCCUCCUGAGGCUUUACAAAAGGGACAUAUAGCAUAUCUUGUAAAAUUUUUGGGUAAUACAGUGGUAGAUCAACCAAAAGGAAUAGAAAUAGUCAAAGAAGGUAUUCGUAAGUUAAGAUUUAACCAACAAUUAAGGAAAAGUGAGAGUGGUGCCAAAACGAGGAAAGUAGAACUAACGAUCAGUAUUGAUGGAGUUGCUAUACAAGAACCUAGAACUCAUAGUAUAAUGCAUCAAUUUCCUCUACAUAGGAUAUCGUAUUGUGCCGAUGAUAAAGGAGAAAAGAAGUUUUUUUCGUUUAUUGCAAAACAACCUAAUCAAGUCGAUAACGAAGCAGAAGAAACUCACGAGUGUUUCGUAUUCAUAUCCGAUAAAUUAGCAGAAGAAAUCACUUUAACGAUAGGCCAAGCUUUCGAAUUAGCAUACAAAAGGUUCUUGGAGACCUCCGGAAAAGAUUUGGAAUCGCAACGGCAAGCCAUGAUCACACAACAAAAAAUCAAGAGGUUAGAACAGGAAAAUAACGUUUACAAACAACGAUUGUUAGAUAUAACCCAUUUCGCUAACGUCAAACCCGAAUUGGAUAACUACUUACGAAACCACGGUAUUAAGAAUAUCUUAGAGAUUAAAAUUAACAAUGAAAAAGUAAAUAAUAAUAAUAAUAACAACAACAGUCAGUCACAAAUUAAUGGUAUUACUAAGGAGCUUCUGGAUUUGGAUUCUGAGAUAUCCAAUGGAAAUCUCCCUCCAGUACCACCUAGAACGUUUGAUAAUCUACCGAGCGUAGGAACUAAACUUGAAGGACUCUUGUUUAACGAAUUAGACCCCGACAACGAUUUCGAUCCAAGAUCUUUCGAGGCGAUUUCCCAUACCACAAACGGUAUCGCAUCUAGUCCACCGUUGAUAGCACCGCCUCCCAAAGCCCCGAGGCGUACGGCUUUAUCAGUAAACAGCAACAUCACUAACGAUUUGAACAGAUCUCCAGGUCAAGAUUUAUUCGGAACGGCACCGUUCAGUCCCAACUCGACAGGCAGUUUGACGAGCAAUAAAAUGUUGGAUCCGUUCGAAAUGGGAGAUUUCGGCACUGCACCGACACCGCAAGAUAUCGAAAACGCUAUUGGUCUGUUGGACAAGAGGAUUCUGGAAAUGAAGGUAUGUCCAAAAUGUUUUACUUUUGGUGUGUCUCAUCUCCUACUAUUUUUUUACCUAGUUCAUGUUACCAUUUGUAUAGGAGUAUGACAUUUUUCAGGAUUUUUGGAAUUUUUACGUUUUUAGAGGGAAAAUGGGGGGAGUGAAGGUUUGCAUGGGAGUAUCGAUUUUUUUAAAAGGUAGGGACUUGAAAAUUGGAAUUGUAGCUACUCAUCAUAAAUAAAUAAUGACGUUUUUCAAUUUUAAGGAGGGAAAACGGGGAGGGGAGUGAAAUUUUGUGUAGGAGUAUCGGUUUUUUAAAGGUAAAAUAAAUAAAAAUAAUAAAAAAAAAAAAAUGAAAAUAAAUCAAAAUUAAUCAAAAUAAAUCAAAAACAAAAAAAAUUAAAAAUAUCAAAAUAAAUAAAAUAAGAAUAAAUAUAAAUAAAAUAUUUACUCUAUUUAUGAUUCACAUAAAUAAUAUAUAAUAAACAAUAUACAGGGUGUUCCAAUAUAAAGUUUUAAUAGCUUAAUACUCAAGAAUGAAAACAGAUAUAGACGUGCAAUUUUCGCUAAGCUUCUUACAUUUCCUUCAAGUUUUUUUUGACAUAGUUGCCAAAUUUAUAUUUUUUCCCGAAAUUGCUGAAAUAAAAAAUGAUAUUUUAAUUUUAAUAAAUUUGAGUGUGUUCGUUUUUGAUCUACUUGACAUACAUUUUUCAUCAUUUCUUAACGUCAGUCAUAUUUCCAACAAUCUUACAAUUACAUGUUUUUGAUGUAGAUUUAUAAAAAAUAUCUCCCUAAAUCUUUAUUAAAUAAUCACGAUGUAUACAUUUUUGAAAAGGGGAAGAAAGGGUCUUUCA
Molecule: messenger RNA, 2518 nt
Organism: Psylliodes chrysocephalus
Lineage: Eukaryota; Metazoa; Arthropoda; Insecta; Coleoptera; Chrysomelidae
Source: the annotation of a GenBank genome assembly